AUGAAAAGCUGGAGGGUAUUCUUGUGUAUACUUCUAUUUGCGUUUCACGAAGUAAACUCUGCGCGGCUACCAUUCCUUCGACCCGUCUAUAUAACAAUAGACAAUGCUGUGCCAGUUGACCCCGAAGCUCAUGUGCCGGCAGAACUAGUGAGAGCUCGUGUCAGAGAGGGGGUGCCCCCACCCCUCUGUGCUGGAAGAUGUGCCUCACCACCGGCUGGACCAGUUUGUGCCUUUGACGCAGCAGGCACAGCGCGAACCUUUGCUACGCUUUGCGAGCUAGAAGCUGUGUCUUGCCGUGAAAGCACUUAUUAUGCCAUCACAGGUUUGGGAGAAUGUUGA
Molecule: messenger RNA, 339 nt
Organism: Leptosia nina
Lineage: Eukaryota; Metazoa; Arthropoda; Insecta; Lepidoptera; Pieridae
Source: the annotation of a GenBank genome assembly